GCGGCGGCGGCGCGGGGACCCCCGGCCCGGCGCGGCGGUUUCAAGCUCCCCCGCGGGCGCGCGGCCGGAGCCGGCGGGGCCGGGGCCGGGGCCGGGAUGGCGGCGGGGGAGCGGGGCCGGGGCCGCGGCCGCUGACAGCCGCUGCCGCCGCCGCCGCCCCAGCAUGUACGCCAAGGGCAAGGGCUCCGGUGUGCCCUCGGACGGCCAGGCCCGCGAGAAGCUGGCGCUGUACGUCUACGAGUACCUGCUGCACGUGGGGGCCCAGAAAUCGGCCCAGACCUUCCUGUCGGAGAUCCGAUGGGAGAAGAACAUCACGCUGGGCGAGCCCCCCGGCUUCCUGCACUCCUGGUGGUGUGUCUUCUGGGACCUGUACUGUGCCGCUCCCGACCGCCGGGAAACUUGUGAGCACUCCAGCGAGGCCAAAGCCUUCCAUGACUACGGUCCACGGCACCGUAGGAGGUGGGAUGCUCUUGGAUCCUCAGCACUGGGAUGCGGGAUACUGCAGAGCGCGGCGGCGGCUCCCAGCCCGGUGAUGGGGACCCUGCCCCCCGGUGACGGCAUGCCGGGGGGGCCCAUGCCCCCCGCCUUCUUUCAGGGACCUGCGGGCUCUCAGCCAUCGCCCCACACCCAACCUCCGCCCCACAACCCCGGGGCCCCCAUGCUGGGGCCGCACAGCCAGCCCUUCAUGUCCCCCCGUUACCCCGGCGGCCCCCGGCCCCCGCUCCGGAUGCCCAACCAGCCUCCCGUGGGUGUCCCCGGCUCCCAGCCGCUGCUGCCCAACGCCAUGGACCCGGCGGCGCGGUCGCAGGGGCAUCCCGGCAUGGGGGGCCCGAUGCAGCGCAUGAACCCCCCGCGAGGCAUGGCCGGCAUGGCCCCCCAGACCUACGGCAGCGGGAUGCGUGCCCCCCCCAGCUCGCUGGCCGGCCCUGGCAUGCCUGCCAUGAACAUGGGCCCCGGCGGCCGCGGGCCUUGGCCAAACCCCAACGCCAACUCUAUCGCCUACUCCUCCUCGUCCCCUGGGAACUAUGUGGGCCCUCCCGGGGGUGGUGGCCCCCCCGGCACCCCCAUCCUGCCCAGCCCCGGAGACUCCACCAACUCCAGUGAGAACAUGUACACCAUGAUGAACCCCAUCGGGCCCGCGGGGAACCGGCCGAACUUCCCGAUGGGGCCCGGACCCGAGGGGCCCAUGGGUGGCAUGAGCGCGAUGGAGCCGCAUCACAUGAACGGAUCCUUAGGCUCCGGGGACAUGGACGGGCUGCCAAAGAGCUCCCCCAGUAACCUGGGGGCGCUGAGCAACCCCCCCGGGACCCCGCGGGACGACGCCGAGCUGAGCAGCAAUUUCUUAAACCCCUUCCAAAGCGACAGCUACUCGCCCAGCAUGACAAUGAGCGUGUGAGCCCCCGCCGAGGCCGCCGACCGCCAGACGCCCGCACGCACCAGAGAAAAAAAAAAAACCCCAUUAAUUAAUAAUAAUUACCAACGGCCACCACCACCCCCCCCCCCCCACAGCCCCCCCCCCCCCCCC
Messenger RNA from Chroicocephalus ridibundus (black-headed gull), 1525 nucleotides. It is a transcript of the gene SSBP4, whose product is annotated as single stranded DNA binding protein 4. The record is from RefSeq and is a predicted model, not a curated record. NCBI's taxonomy places the organism in Eukaryota, Metazoa, Chordata, Aves, Charadriiformes, Laridae. Gene Ontology annotation, cellular component: nucleus. The transcript is spliced from 19 exons. The coding region runs from base 164 to 1396 and encodes 410 amino acids. Gene Ontology annotation, biological process: positive regulation of transcription by RNA polymerase II. Gene Ontology annotation, molecular function: single-stranded DNA binding; protein binding.